This is a messenger RNA of Caenorhabditis sp. 36 PRJEB53466, 967 nucleotides long. Lineage: Eukaryota; Metazoa; Nematoda; Chromadorea; Rhabditida; Rhabditidae. The record is from the annotation of a GenBank genome assembly.
AUGAAGGUCGAAACCUGCGUUUACUCUGGAUACAAAAUCCACCCAGGUCAUGGAAAGAGACUUGUUCGUACUGAUGGAAAGGUAUUCUUAAGACUCAAAUCUGUAUUUGCGAAAUUAUAAGAUUGAAGAUUAUUAAAGGUGCAAAUCUUCCUAAGUGCCAAAUGUCUGAAGGGAGCCAAGCUGCGUCGUAACCCGCGUGACAUCAGAUGGACUGUUCUCUACAGAAUUAAGAACAAGAAGGUUUGCUUUCCCCCGUAACUGUUGAUUCUAACGUUUUUUUUUAGGGAACUCAUGGACAAGAGCAAGUCCAGAGAAAGAAGACUAAGAAGGCCGUGCAGGUCGUCAACCGCGCCGUCGCCGGGCUAUCUCUUGAAGCUCUUCUUGCUAAGAGAAAUCAAACCGAAGACUUCCGUCGUCACCAACGCGAGCAAGCUGCUAAGGUUGCCAAGGACGCCAACAAAGCUGCCCGUGCCGCUAAGCAAGCCGCCAACAAAGUAAAUUUUUCAUUUAUAAAACAGUUUCCGAGUGUUUUUGAAGAAUUUUAUGCACACUGUUAGAGCUCGUGAGAAACGUUGUAAGCUUACGAGUGUCGAAGUUGUGCUAAAUAAAAAACACAUCGAAUCGCAACAUGUGUUAGCUUACUACUUUCAAGUUUCUUGUGGUAGAAGGUCGUUAAGCAUGUUUUGUUUGAAAUGUGACAAUUUACUCGGUCGACUGGUUUCUUCAGACGACAGGAAAAUUGUCGAAAACAGGGCUGUGGCCUAGUAUUAGGCCGUCUCUUCAGAAAAGGCCUCAGCAGACCAAACUAUUUUUAUGCCAUGAGGCCGAUGUGAACUCGACAUAUACAAAAAUUGGACAAUAACUCGCUUGAAUUUUUCAGGAGAAGAAGGCCUCGCAACCAAAGCAGCAACAGAAGACCGCCAAGAGCGUUAAGACUGCUGCUCCACGUGUCGGAGGAAAGCGAUAA